AUGCCCUGCGGCCCUCCUGAUGGGGAGAUUGUCACUAUAAAGGCGGAGCACAAGCUUGAUCUGCCAGACCAGGAUAUCCUGAUGCUGCAGUUUCUGCUGAUCACGGGCUGGGCUAUGGCCGCAGGGCGAGAGCCUAAACACUUCAAUUUCGGUAUUGAUUGCGAUACAGACCGUUUCUGGGAAGCUCGACGCAAAAGCGCGAAGAGCUAUUUCGAGACGCUUGAGGACAAGGCAUCGACGAUGGAAGACAUCUAUGAACUCCUCCAAUCCUGUUUAAAGGAGGUCAAUCGGAACGACGCAGUAUUCCACGCAUCUCUGUGGUGUGUCCUCUACCAAACGGACUCUGACCAGCUUGGUGGAGUAUGCGACGAGCUGCGAGAGCUCUGGCGUUGUAAGGAUACAAAGGAAAUCUCAUUUUACAUGGGACAUUUUGAAACAGCCUCCAUUGCCUUCGAACGAUCGCUUCACAUCUUUCAUAAGGCACAUGACCUUUACGAAAGUCUCAAUGGGGAUGAGAAGAAGAAGCUCUGUGAUCCCAAUGCGGUACGGGAUGCCCUGAACCGCGACGACGGGAGAGUCCACGACAAGGUACAGUCCCGUAAUAACAUCCUUGGCACAACUCGCAACGUCCUCUCCUUGAAUACCCAAAUGCGUCAGUACUGGGCAAACGGCCGCUUCUCUCUGGAGCCCUGGGGUGAACCCUAUCAAGAGACGACAGAAAGACGUCGGACGGGGACUGGCGGUUUCUGGUGCCAGGAAGUGCGCUUCCACUGGAUGAGACAGACCAAGAUCAACAUGGAAGAGAAAUGGGACGGGAGAGGCCAGAGUCUCCGCGACUUGCUUCCCCCGCACCUUGGCAGAUACGACCAUUGGAGCGUCAAGACGGGUCGUUUGAUUCAAGACGGCGAAGUGAUCGCUAUCAAAGCCAAGAACCGACUUGACCUCCCCGACCGCGACUUUCUGGAGAUCCAGCAUCGUCUCAUCUCGGCUUGGUCAAUGGCGGCAGGGUUUGAGCCGAAGAACUUCACAUUCGAGGACGAGGGUCCAAAACAGCCGCGGGGAUAA
Molecule: messenger RNA, 1065 nt
Organism: Colletotrichum chrysophilum
Lineage: Eukaryota; Fungi; Ascomycota; Sordariomycetes; Glomerellales; Glomerellaceae
Exons: 5
Coding region: 1-1065 (354 amino acids)
Source: RefSeq, a predicted model, not a curated record